AUGGCAUCCAACCAAAGCCAGGGCCAACGUGGGCAGUAUCACCAUCCAACGCGAGGCCAGCCGUCUCAGGGACGCAACCAGAGUCAACAGCAACACCAGAGCCAGUACCGAGGGAGCCAGACGCAGCAUCACCAGCGCGUUGAUCGGCCCCAAUACGCGGCUCCGAAUCCAACUGGGACGGCUCCAGUCGUCACGCCUCCAACAGCCGCAACAUCUGCCGCCACCGUCAGGUCACAGCAAGACUGCCUCGAGCUGCUCGCCUUGGAAUUCUCGUCCCUUGCGGACCGCGAAAUGCCCUCUCAAGGCUUUGAUGCAGCGGCAUCGCAGCAGCAACAGGUUGCAGGGCCAGCGUCAGCGCCAGCGGUGCCCGGCCAUGCAAUCGCGUCUGGCACACCGACGAACAACCUCAUCGCGAGAACGAUCCGCGCGGCCAUGGUGGAAAUCGGGCCCAGCUCAUAA
Molecule: messenger RNA, 459 nt
Organism: Trichoderma citrinoviride
Lineage: Eukaryota; Fungi; Ascomycota; Sordariomycetes; Hypocreales; Hypocreaceae
Exons: 3
Coding region: 1-459 (152 amino acids)
Source: RefSeq, a predicted model, not a curated record